AUGACCAGGUCCUCUAAGGGCAUACCAAUUGACCUAGACCUUGAAAUAGAAAGGACCCUUAGGAAGCAAAGGAAGGCUAGAGAGUUAGAGCUUCGGAUACCUGAUAAUCCUCCUGCCUCUUCUGCCACUGCAUCUGAUAUUCCUUCUAUUUCUAUACCUACCCCUGACUUAAACACAAUGGCGGGUGAAGAUCCGCACAAGCACCUCAAGGAAUUCCAUGUUGUCUGCUCCACAAUGAGGCCACAAGGAGUUGAUGAGGAGCAGAUAAAACUUAGGGCCUUCCCAUUCUCAUUGGAUGGAGCUGCAAAGGAUUGGUUAUACUACCUACCACCUGCUGCCAUCACAAGUUGGGAUGGGCUAAAAAGGAUCUUUUUGGAGAAGUUCUUUCCAUCAUCCCGAACAGCCGCCAUUCGAAAAGAAAUUUGUGGCAUAAGGCAGAAUCAUGGGGAGACAUUACAUGAGUAUUUGGUGGAUGCAGCUAGUGGAGGAGCCCUCUCUGAAAAGACACCAGCAGCUACUCAAGAGCUAAUCUCCAAGAUGGCACAGAAUGCCCAACAGUUUGGUACCAGGUCAGCCACUCCCAUGAGACAAGCCAAUGAGAUUGGUGUUGCUACCAUCAAUGACCAACAGAGGAUAGAGAACAAACUGGAGGAAUUGGCCUCCAUGGUCAGACAGUUAGCCCUUGAUAAAGGACAGUCCAAAUCUCAGCAGGAGAAUACAGAAGCCUGUGCUGGCAUUUUUCCAGGAAGACCCUUCCAGCCACAGCAACAAAGAUAUGAUCCAUAUGCUGCCACCUAUAAUCCAGGGUGGAGAGAUCAUCCAAAUUUGAGGUAUGGAGGUCCUUCCAACCAGCCAUUCCAGCCACAGCAACAGCAACCUCAGCAGCACAGAUUCAAUGCACAAAGACCAAGUCAAUCAAUGCAGCAACCCCAACCAGCUCCUAAAUCCGAAUCAAGCUUGGAAGAUAUCAUGAAGCAGCUCAUUGCCAACAAUCUCCAGUUUCAGCAAAUGACCGACACUGCCAUACAAAAUUUGGAGACACAGAUUGGACAGCUGGCAACCAACAUCAGUGAGCUACGGAGUCAAGGAUCGGGUCAGUUGCCUUCACAACCAGUUUCAAAUCCAAGGGGCAAUGUAAGUGCUAUCGUUCUCCGCAGUGGCAAGGAGUUAAGCAGCCCACCCUCUCCAUAA
This is a messenger RNA of Diospyros lotus (date-plum), 1191 nucleotides long. RefSeq lists its product as uncharacterized. The record is from RefSeq and is a predicted model, not a curated record. Bases 1 to 1191 code for a protein of 396 amino acids. The transcript has 4 exons. Lineage: Eukaryota; Viridiplantae; Streptophyta; Magnoliopsida; Ericales; Ebenaceae.